Messenger RNA from Exophiala viscosa, 1026 nucleotides. Its product is annotated as chaperonin 10-like protein. Lineage: Eukaryota; Fungi; Ascomycota; Eurotiomycetes; Chaetothyriales; Herpotrichiellaceae. The transcript has 2 exons. The record is from RefSeq and is a predicted model, not a curated record. Gene Ontology annotation, molecular function: oxidoreductase activity, acting on NAD(P)H. The coding region runs from base 1 to 1026 and encodes 341 amino acids.
AUGAGCCACCAAGCAGCCUGGAUCAAGGAGCAACAUGCCGACCUUGUGGUUGACAAAGCUCCAACUCCAACACCUGGCCCAGGCGAGUUGCUAGUCAAAGUCAAGGUCAUUGGCUUCUCUCCGCUCGAGGCGAAGAUACAAAAGCAGGGUAUGAUACCAAUUCCGUAUCCCAACGUCCUUGGUAUGUCCUUCUCCGGCAUAGUCGAGAGUGUUGGACCCGACGUGUCCGAGUUCAAGCCGGGCGAUGAAGUCGCGGUCGUUCGCGAUGGACCUAAAGGUGGCGAACCCCGUUUUGGAGCAUACCAGCAGUAUGCUCUCGCAUCACAGACUUCGACUUCCAAACUCCCUGACGGAGUCACUCUCGAAAGCGGUGCAACGUCCAUUCUCAACCUCGCUGCCAUUGCAACUGCGCUCUCAAUCUAUAUGGGUCUUGACCGUCCAUCGCUCACAAGCAAGGUGGAGGCGAACGGCAAGAAAAUCCUCAUCUACGGUGGUUCUAGCUCUGCUGGUGGACUCGCUACGGCCUACGCCACUGCAGCUGGAUACGAGGUCGUCACCACGUCGUCGCCCAAGAACAAGGGUUUCGUCCAGUCUCUCGGUCCGUCAACCAUCAUCGACCACACCCAGCCCGCCAAAGAUGUACUGAGCAAGAUCAAAUCCAACGGUCCAUACGAAGCCAUCUUCGACACCAUCGGUCUCCCAGACGUGACUGAAGUGCUGGCCGAGUAUUUGACUUCUAUUGGUGGUGGCAGCUAUAACUCGUUGCUUGCUCCCGACGGUCCAAUGCCUGCGAAUGUCCAACGCAAGUUCGCACCUUACAGCUUGUCAAUGGACAAGCCGGAAAACGCCGAGUUCAGAACAUGGUUCUAUUCCGAACUUGUGCCAAAGGGACUAGGCACAGGCAUCAUCGUCCCAACAAGGCCACAGUGGAUUAAUGGUGGGUUGGACCAGGCACAGAAAGCAUUGGACCUGAUGAUGGAGGGCAAAGUCAGUGGCAAGAAACUGCUGAUGGAUCCGAGCGCAUAG